Messenger RNA from Diachasma alloeum, 732 nucleotides. RefSeq lists its product as uncharacterized. Lineage: Eukaryota; Metazoa; Arthropoda; Insecta; Hymenoptera; Braconidae. The record is from RefSeq and is a predicted model, not a curated record. The transcript has 3 exons. Bases 1 to 732 code for a protein of 243 amino acids.
AUGUAUUAUGUGUGGGGUAAGCCGUCGAUAUCAAGGCCAACGCAGACGCGUCCGGCCCAGCAACCGACAACCAGUGCGAGGAAACGAGAAAAAUGCAAGAGAAAACGCCAGAACUUGGUAUGGAGCCCCGAGGAAGAAGUCUGGCACGAGCCUUAUAUGGUGUGCCUCCACAAAGAGUUUUCCGAUGCAUCAAUUCGAUGCGACUCGACGCUGGAACUCCCCUGGAAGGAUAUAGCUCUUCCACUGACUGGGAUGCGCAUCAGACCGGAAGUGCGAGUGCCAUUGACUGCUGAUGAUGAGGAGGGAGAUACGGAGAAGGUUGAAGAACCGGAGAAAAAAGAGUCAACUGGCCGCAUGGAGCUACCCUGGCACGACCUCCUAGUGGCAGACGUGGUGUCGCCCCAGAUAUCCCCGGAUCUCGCCGCCUGUGACUCGUCAGUGGAAAUCCCCUGGGGCCAACUGUCGUUCGAGGAGCCCCCAGAAAUAAAGCCCCCACCCGUUGAACGUACGUGUUCAGGUGACGACAUAGAGGUGCCCUGGGACGACAUCAUGGUACCCCGCAACAUAAUAAUCGCAACUAAGGCCCGAAAACACCCGUCAAAUGCGACAAAACGACGCCCGGGGGGCGCUGAAAAGUGUCAGCCGUGCAAUCGUUGCCCCAAAGAACAGAAGAGCAAUCGAAAACUACCUGGUGAGCUGUCUCUUCUCAAGUGCCCUGGCGCCAAAAGAUAA